UUUGGAGUUACACCAGCGGACUGUAGAACACUACCGGAUAUCCCAGCGAGCGUGGAGCUCAGGUUCGCAGGUGAAGGCGAGCAGACCCGCGCAACCGCUGUGUCUCGAAGAGAAACAGAGUGCAGUCGUGCAGAUUCAACUCUGUAUGAGCAGCGACGGCGCCAACAAAAUGGUCCCGCGCGUUUAGAUGCGCAACCGUAUGCGCAUAAACCUUUCUUAUUAGAGGGAUAAAAUAUCCGGACCCGGGAUAUUCCACACUAAGAGUAUUCUAUCCGGCCGGAUAGAAUAUACUAUCCCCGGAUAAAAUAUACGGGGGAUAAAAUAUACUGUGACACCGGCUAGGCUAGCUAGAGCUACAUAGCAAGACCAGAGAUAGCUCAACGUUGAUCAACUAGAGAGUCAUCAUGAUAGUUUUCAAGCAGAUUUGUGCCCUUUCCCUCGUGUUGCUAGUCGGUGGAUGUGUCGGUCAGGAUGUGUUUCUAGAGCGGCCAGUGAGCCAGAGAGUGGAGCUGGGUUCCCCAGCACGCCUUAACUGCACGGUCAACGGAACGCUGGCUACCUCUCCCGAGUGGCGGCUGGGUGGCUCCGCGCUGACCUCAGUUGCUGGUGAGGUAGAGGUGGAGGCAAGUUACCUGCUGCUGCCCUCGGUCCAGUGGAGUCAGAUAGGAGAAUACACUUGUGUCGUGACUGUGGAAGGAAACUCGUCCUCGGCUUCAGCAACCGUCAAUAUCACAGGAUAUGUAAAGCCGUUCGUGGACGCCACGGAGGGAGUGAGAACGAUCAAUCACGAGAUAGGAGAAGAGGAGAAGAUAGAGUGUCCCGUGGCUGGGUAUCCUGGACCGAGCACGCUCUACUGGGAGUCCUUGGACAGUGAACAAGAUGUGACUGGAGACACAAGUGUUGAGACUGGAGUGUUUGUGGAUGAGAAUGGGAAACUGGAUGUGUCCAGAGUCCAGGAAGCUGGCAGCGAGCUCUUUGCCUGUGUUGGAGUGGACGCUGCAGGGAACUCAGCAAGAACUCGUAUCAGAGUAACAUCAGUCUCCUCAGAACAAGAGGAGAAGGAGGAGGAGAUAAAUCUGGUGGAGUGGUAUUUCAUCCUGGCAUACAGUGUGGGUGGAGUGCUGGUGGUGGUGGGAGUGGGAGUGGUAAUGUUUGCCUGUGGACUCCACCACGACCAGUGCUGUGAGAAAGUGGCUGAAAAGAGAGCAACUCGCUUGAGGGUCAGAAGAUCAAAGGUUGCACUCGGUGAUAUGAAGGUGUAAGCCUUAGCUCUACACUUUUUUAAUUGCUGUACAUUGUGAAGCAUAGAUUUUGUACAAAGAGAAGGCAAGCACAGUGGUGGUGGGAGGGGCUCGCGUGUUAUGAGCUAUGAGCAUGAGCAUUAAAAAAUGGAGGCGAAGGUAGAAGUGAAGAAACCAGCUUUACCUUUGUACGUGGGCCUGGAUCUCAGCACCCAGCAGCUGAAGGUAGUGAGUGUGGACGAGCGGCUGAGAGUCACCCACGAAUUUCACGUCGUCUUAGACGAGUUGCAGGAGUUCGGGACAGUCGGUGGUGUGCUAGAGAGUGAAGAUGGAGUGACAGUCACAUCACCUACUCUCCUCUGGGUCAAAGCAGUGGACGUGCUACUGAGCAAGAUGCAGGAGGAAGGGUUUCCCUUCUGUCGGGUGGUAAGUCUGUCAGGGAGCGGGCAGCAGCACGGCAGUGUUUACUGGAGAGAGGGGGCAGGAGAAAUCUUGACUCAUCUCCAGCCCAGCCUCAGUCUACACGAGCAACUCCAGGACUCAUUCUCCCUGGACCAGAGCCCCGUGUGGAAGGACUCCAGUACAAGUCAGCAGUGCAGAGAGCUGGAGGAGGCUCUUGGAGGUCCUCUCUCUCUAGCACACGUGACUGGGUCCCGGGCUUACGAGAGGUUUACAGGCAACCAGAUCGCCAAGAUAUUCCAGAGGAAGGAAGGAGUGGAGGCCUACAAGGAAUUUGACAGUACUGAGAGAAUCUCAUUGGUCAGCAGUUUCCUGGCGUCUCUCUUCCUGGGCCGGUAUGCCAGUAUUGACUAUAGUGAUGGAUCUGGUAUGAACCUGCUGGACAUCGCACACAAGAAAUGGUCCUCAAAGGCACUGGAGGCAUGUGCACCAGGCUUUGAUCUGGAGGCCAGAUUAGGUGACCCCGUGACCUCCAGCUCUGUUCUGGGUCCAAUAUCUCCGUACUACGUGGAUAAGUUUGGAUUCUCUUCCAGCUGUCAGGUGGUGGCCUUCACUGGAGACAAUCCUUCCUCUCUUGCUGGCACGAGGCUCUCUGCAGGAGAUGUGACGAUAAGUCUUGGUACCAGUGACACUGUCACCUUCUGGACCAGCUCGGCUCAACCUCAGCUGAUGGGCCACGUUUUUGUGAAUCCAGUGGACGACUCUGCCUUCAUGGCAAUGCUCUGCUACAAGAAUGGGUCAAAGACAAGGGAACUGUUUCGUGACCGACACACCAACAACAACAGCUGGAAGGAGUUUAAUCAUCUGCUGGACGAGACUGAAGCAGGGAACAGUGGAAAUAUUGGGAUCUACUUUGCAGAGCCAGAGAUCACUCCCACAGCAGGCACAGGGGAGUACAGGUGGGACAGGAGUGGAGCUCCAAUCACAGAGUUCCCUCCAGAGGUGGAGCUGCGGGCUCUGGUGGAGGGUCAGUUUAUGGCAAAGUGGGUGCAUGCCCAGAGACUGGGUCACACUAUCACUGCCUCCUCCCGGAUCCUUGCAACUGGAGGAGCCUCGGGGAACACAGCUAUUCUGCAGAUUAUUGCUGAUAUCUUCAAUGCUGAUGUGUAUGUGCAAGAGGAGACAGCCAACUCGGCUAGCCUUGGAGCUGCCUACAGAGCCAAACACGCUCUAAUGCCAGCUGGAACGCAGUUUGCUGAGGCAGUGCAGGAUGCUCCAGAGUUCACUAAAGCUCUGUCUCCCAGACCACACCUACACUUCCAGGUGUAUCAGCCACUAUGUAAACGUUACGCGAUGCUGGAGUCAUC
This is a messenger RNA of Geodia barretti, 3007 nucleotides long. Lineage: Eukaryota; Metazoa; Porifera; Demospongiae; Tetractinellida; Geodiidae. The record is from the annotation of a GenBank genome assembly.